CGGCCCCCCGUGCAGGCCGCCGCGGCCGGGCCGAGCGGUGACCUGGCGGGCCGCGCCUGCGCCCUGGCCCGUUUCCUGCCUGGCUGGUGGCGGCGGCCAUUUUGUCCAUCCUCCUCCUCCUCCUCCUCCUGCUGCUCCUCCUGGUUGGGGCGCAGUGUCCGGAGCGGGCUGGGGGGAGAGCGAGCGAGCGCGGGGUUCGGUGCCUGUGCCCCGGUGCCCGGCCGGCGCCCGGAGCCCCCCUCCCCUUCCUCCCCGCCCCCUCCUCCCCUCCCCAGCCCUGCCCUCCCCCCGCUCCCGGGAUCGCGCCGUCGCACCCACCAUGAUGGAAGACGACGGGCAGCCCCGGACCCUAUACGUAGGUAACCUCUCGAGAGAUGUGACCGAAGUCCUCAUCCUUCAGUUAUUCAGUCAGAUCGGGCCCUGUAAAAGCUGUAAAAUGAUAACAGAGCAACCCGAUAGCAGAAGGGUCAACUCUUCUGUUGGAUUUUCUGUUUUGCAGCAUACAAGCAAUGACCCAUAUUGCUUUGUGGAAUUUUAUGAACACAGAGAUGCAGCUGCUGCAUUAGCUGCUAUGAAUGGGAGAAAAAUUUUGGGAAAGGAGGUCAAAGUAAACUGGGCAACAACACCAAGUAGCCAGAAAAAAGAUACUUCCAAUCACUUCCAUGUGUUUGUUGGGGACUUGAGUCCAGAAAUUACAACAGAAGAUAUCAAAUCGGCAUUUGCCCCUUUUGGUAAAAUAUCGGACGCUCGAGUAGUCAAAGACAUGGCGACUGGAAAGUCCAAAGGCUAUGGGUUCGUGUCUUUUUAUAACAAACUGGAUGCAGAAAAUGCCAUUGUGCACAUGGGAGGCCAGUGGCUGGGCGGCCGGCAGAUCAGAACCAACUGGGCCACACGCAAGCCGCCCGCGCCGAAGAGCACACAAGAAAGUAAGGAAGAUAACACUAAGCAGUUGAGAUUUGAAGAUGUAGUAAACCAGUCAAGUCCCAAAAAUUGCACAGUGUACUGUGGAGGAAUUGCUUCCGGGUUAACAGAUCAGCUUAUGAGACAGACGUUCUCACCGUUUGGGCAGAUUAUGGAAAUCCGAGUUUUUCCAGAGAAGGGCUAUUCAUUUGUCAGAUUUUCAACCCACGAAAGCGCCGCCCAUGCCAUUGUGUCGGUGAAUGGUACCACGAUUGAAGGACAUGUUGUGAAAUGCUAUUGGGGUAAAGAAUCUCCUGAUAUGACUAAAAACUUCCAACAGGUCGACUAUAGCCAGUGGGGCCAGUGGAGCCAAGUAUAUGGGAACCCACAACAGUACGGACAGUACAUGGCCAAUGGGUGGCAGGUGCCGCCUUACGGGGUCUACGGCCAGCCGUGGAACCAGCAAGGAUUUGGAGUAGAUCAAUCACCUUCUGCUGCUUGGAUGGGUGGAUUCGGUGCUCAGCCCCCCCAAGGACAAGCCCCUCCCCCCGUGAUACCUCCUCCCAACCAAGCUGGAUAUGGCAUGGCGAGUUACCAGACACAGUGACUAGCUGGGACUCUGAGCAGAAUCACAGUUCACGAGAGCUUCAGUUUCCUGUGACACCCUGAAGACACGAACGGAGACAGCGGAAAGUGGAAAUAUUUAUUUUAAAAAAUGGAAAUGUUUGGAACCUUUAGGACAGCUUUGCUUGGGUGAAGGACACAUGUCUUCUAGUUCUGCCUUUUUAAGUUUUUGUUCAUGAUGGAUAUGAACAUGAUUUUUCUUUGUGUACAAAAACUAAAAUAAAGUCAAUAAAGACAAUUCUGACUAAAAAUUUUGAUAUAAGAAA
This is a messenger RNA of Sorex fumeus (smoky shrew), 1790 nucleotides long. It is a transcript of the gene TIAL1, whose product is annotated as TIA1 cytotoxic granule associated RNA binding protein like 1. Bases 320 to 1507 code for a protein of 395 amino acids. NCBI's taxonomy places the organism in Eukaryota, Metazoa, Chordata, Mammalia, Eulipotyphla, Soricidae. Gene Ontology annotation, cellular component: cytosol. The transcript is spliced from 12 exons. Gene Ontology annotation, molecular function: DNA binding; mRNA binding. The record is from RefSeq and is a predicted model, not a curated record.